Messenger RNA from Pyrenophora tritici-repentis Pt-1C-BFP, 1041 nucleotides. Lineage: Eukaryota; Fungi; Ascomycota; Dothideomycetes; Pleosporales; Pleosporaceae. The record is from RefSeq and is a predicted model, not a curated record.
AUGGUCAAGCGCAUCACAGGAAACGGCCUCGGCGUCAAUCUCCUCAAACUCCACGGUACACUUGAGCUACGGUUUACUGCCGACGCCACCUAUACCGUCUUCCACAAACUUCAGUGCGAAGACACUGUAGACACCGAACAGAUAGAGCAGGAUCGCCUUGAGAUGUAUCUGGAAAAAGUCGACGGCAUCCUCGAUGUUACCUACAGAGGCGAAGGAGGCAGUAAGCUUUCCUUCAGGCACGAUGGCCGUGUGGUUGGGACCUAUGGAGUCGAUAACGGCGUCAAAACUGGAAAGCAGAACAAGAAACGACAUGCAACACAGGAGGAUACCAAGACCCAGACGCUCGGCAAAAAGACUCGCAGCAUCACAAUGCAGACAUCGACACCUCUUACCACCCACAUAGGUACACAGACCCGCUUGCCAAUCAAGGCCACUUAUCUCGACAAAAUAGCAGCAGAUACACCAACAUUCACAACAGCUGUAACGAUGAUCUUUGAUAAAUUCAACGAAUCUUAUGAUGCGUCCCACCUCAAACGCGAGGCCUCACCUCCCACUGACCACAAAGCCUAUACACACAUCUACAUCGAGGGCUAUCGAAACGCCGAAGAGGAUGGCGGUGGCCAAGAAGGGCGUCUUCAUAUCGAUCUCCUGAAUCACGUCCUGAUCUGGGAGUCAUAUAACGCAUACAAUCAAGGUGUAUGUGUGACACUUGACCGACUAGAAUUUCCAAAAUGUCUGUACAAAAUCCUGGCGUAUGGCGUGGUUGGUUACAGAAAGCUCGAGUCCAUUCACUGCUUCGGGGACUACCAAUUGUUUCUAUGCCUGCCUAAAAGUAGGCAUGGCGUAUUCACGAUGGACUACGAAAGCUUGGAAGCCAAAAUCUUCGGGACCACGGCUGAGAGCGGAAAUGACCGAUAUUACCUCACAGGAUGUGAGGGAAUUAAGAUUGCGGUUGCUGCGGCCCGGGAGUGUUUGGAGUGGAGGGAGAAAAACGGCGGUGGAGGAUUGAAAGUGGAGGAUGACGUGAUUUGCUUGGAGUGA